AUGUCCUCCAAAUUACUGGCUUAUGUCUUACUUCUGUCUGUCCUUUACACCUGCUCUCUAACAAUCGAGUACGAAGAGGAGGACUACGAGGAUGUCACUGUGAACCAAAUGCUGGCUCCUAAAUCAAAAGAAAGCGACGCCACGGAAAUACUCAACAAUUUACUCAAAGAAUAUGAUAAGAAACUGCGUCCGGAUAUUGGAGUCAAACCAACCGUGAUAGAUGUGGACAUAUAUGUGAACAGCAUCGGGCCGGUGUCGUCGAUAAAUAUGGAAUACCAAAUUGACAUCAUCUUUGCCCAGACGUGGACAGACAGCCGUCUCAGAUACAACAGCACAAUGAAAAAACUGACUUUGAACAGCAAUAUGGUUGGACUUAUUUGGCUCCCAGACACCAUCUUCAGAAACUCCAAGACUGCAGAUUCCCACUGGAUUACAAUGCCUAACCAGCUGCUCAGAAUAUGGAACGACGGCAAGAUACUUUACACCUUAAGACUGACGAUAAACGCAGAGUGCCAGCUGCAGCUGCACAACUUCCCGAUGGACGAACACUCGUGUCCGCUCAUCUUCUCCAGCUAUGGAUACCCACAAGAUGAGAUGAUUUACAAGUGGAGGAAGAACUCUGUGGAGGCGGCUGACCAAAAGUCCUGGCGGCUCUACCAGUUUGAUUUCAUGGGCCUGAGGAACACUACAGACAUAAUCAAGACCACAGCAGGUGAUUAUGUGUUGAUGACCGUGUACUUUGACCUGAGUAGAAGAAUGGGCUACUUCACCAUCCAGACUUACAUCCCCUGCAUCCUCACCGUGGUCCUCUCCUGGGUGUCCUUCUGGAUCAAAAAGGACGCCACGCCAGCCAGAACGGCUUUAGGUAUAACCACAGUGCUGACUAUGACUACCCUCAGCAGUGUGGCCAGGACGUCACUGCCCAGAGUGUCUUACGUCACUGCCAUGGACCUUUUCGUCACUGUCUGCUUCCUGUUUGUCUUUGCCGCUCUGAUGGAGUACGCGACGUUGAAUUUCUAUUCGUACAGCGCUCGAAGACCCAGCUGCAUGGAACGUAAAAGACCGAACUACUCUGUCCUGGAUGUAAGACCUCCGCACACCGUCAUCGCUUUAAACAACUCCCUGUACUGGCAGGACUUUGAGGACGCUUGUGUCUACGAGUGCCUGGACGGAAAAGACUGCCAGAGCUUCUUCUGCUGCUUUGAGGAGUGUAAAGAAGGUGCGUGGCGAAAAGGACGAGUCCACAUAGAUUUACUUGAACUGGACGCGUACUCGCGCGUCUUUUUUCCCACCUCCUUCUUGCUGUUCAACAUCGUCUACUGGGUAGGCUAUCUCUACCUUUAGCACACUGCUUGGUGACAAUAGAAGGACAGCAUAGGAGAAAAUCAAGAAUAAUAACAAGGUAACACCAAAUAAACUUUUUCUGUGCUACCUAGAGAUAAAAGACGGCGUGCGUCUGCAGGCCCGUGCCGAGCAGAGAUUCCUGCCUCUGUGACUUCAGGUAUGCUAAUACAACACGAUACAGUUUCCCAAAAUGCUGUACACAGAGGGAGGAUGGGAUGGACUGUGUGCUAAUUACGAUGUGAAGACAAAGACGGAAAUGUGCUUUGCACUGCUGCCCCAAACUUCUCAAACUUCAGGAGGGUGACUCGUGUUGUAGGGAAUGUACCGGCACGUUAUUAUCCAGCCAUCAGUCAAAUCCAGUUGAUGAAAACCCAAGGACAUUCAAACCAUUCAUAGUGCCUUCCUCUGGAGGGGUAGAUACUAUCUGCUACAAUAAUCAGGGAAUAAUGAUUUCUA
Messenger RNA from Plectropomus leopardus (leopard coralgrouper), 1800 nucleotides. The record is from RefSeq and is a predicted model, not a curated record. Lineage: Eukaryota; Metazoa; Chordata; Actinopteri; Perciformes; Serranidae.